AUGAAGACCAUUGCGUUGAUCUGUAUGUUCGCAGCCGCAGCUUCAGGUUCCUUCAUUCAUAUGACCACGCCUGCACCCCUGACCACACCUCCACCGAACUACAGGAGAGGCCCUUCGAUCAUCCUCCAGAACACGAACAAAGUUGUCGACGAGCCCGCCCUCCCACCAGCUGCCCUCCCACCAGCUGCCCUCCCGGAAGCUGAAGUGCUUCUUCCACCCGUGGCUCCUCUCUUGCCUCCUCCCGUCGUUCCCGUCGCACCAGCGCCAAUCGCCCCUCUCGCUGUGCUCCUACCGCCAGUGGCUCCCGUGGUGGUGAAACAGCCCGUGUUAGAAGAUAUUCAGAUCGCAGGAGUUAUUCACUAA
Galendromus occidentalis (western predatory mite) is the source of this 363-nucleotide messenger RNA. RefSeq names its product classical arabinogalactan protein 9. The record is from RefSeq and is a predicted model, not a curated record. The transcript has a single exon. NCBI's taxonomy places the organism in Eukaryota, Metazoa, Arthropoda, Arachnida, Mesostigmata, Phytoseiidae. The coding region runs from base 1 to 363 and encodes 120 amino acids.